This is a messenger RNA of Cokeromyces recurvatus, 951 nucleotides long. RefSeq lists its product as uncharacterized. The transcript is spliced from 3 exons. Lineage: Eukaryota; Fungi; Mucoromycota; Mucoromycetes; Mucorales; Mucoraceae. Bases 1 to 951 code for a protein of 316 amino acids. The record is from RefSeq and is a predicted model, not a curated record.
AUGUCAGAUUUGUCUUCAAACUUAUUAUUACAACUAAAAGAUUAUUCAAAAUGUAACGAUGAUCUGGCUAUGUUGAUUCGAAAAACCAUUUUAGAACCAUUUCAACUUGACCUCUCACGUCCUGAUGCAUUACGAAAACCACCACCUACCCCAUCACGAUUUAAGCAGAUGGCUACACGAUUAGCGCCUCUCGCUAUGCGUAUUGUUAACCAAAAUAUCGAAGGGUUGAUGUGUGUCAAGCAGGCUACACUGCAUACAGGAAACUAUGUGGUUGCGGUCAAUUGUUUAGUAGAUACCUCAUUUUAUGCUUUGACUGCUUUAAGACAUAUGAAUACAUUUACAACACUUAAACCAUUAGAUUUAGAAAAAACAACAUCUAAUUUAAUUUGCAAGAUGGUCGAAUUAGGAGAAUAUAAUAGGGCAUUAGAUGAAAUUGUCAAGUUUCGUUUAUUAUUAGCAAGUGUCGCCAAAGUUCAACUUGAUGCCAAAAAACCUAUCACUGUCAUUCAGAAAGCAGCUAGUCCUAUCAAAAGUGUGCUAACGGAAUCACCUAGAAAUCAUCAACUGCAAACUGUCGCUAUGGCAUCUACAAUACCUGUUGUGCCCGAUUCCAUUAUUAAAACACAAUGGGAAGAUGACAUGUUGGUUAAAUAUCAAGAUUUAUUUCAAUUCCCAUUGGAUCCAAAUCUUAAAGAUCGAACAAUUAUUUUGCUAGUUUUAGCCUAUCAAAUGAACACACUUCGAUGUUGGUGUGAAAUUGGCGAUGGCUCAUUAUCAAAGUACGUACCUUAUUUUAUGGAAAGAUCAGGAAAUUUCUUCGAUUGGUGUAAACAACUAUUGAAAGUUGAUCUGCCUGUUGCCAAAAAACAACUUGAUACGUUUCAACGAUUAUUGUAUAAAGCAGCUAACCGAUUUCCUUUAACAGGUAAGCAUCGAUACAUUUUGUGUUAG